Penicillium cataractarum is the source of this 1317-nucleotide messenger RNA. Its product is annotated as O-acetylhomoserine aminocarboxypropyltransferase/cysteine synthase family protein. Lineage: Eukaryota; Fungi; Ascomycota; Eurotiomycetes; Eurotiales; Aspergillaceae. The transcript has 4 exons. The record is from RefSeq and is a predicted model, not a curated record. Gene Ontology annotation, molecular function: pyridoxal phosphate binding; transferase activity, transferring alkyl or aryl (other than methyl) groups. Gene Ontology annotation, biological process: transsulfuration. Bases 1 to 1317 code for a protein of 438 amino acids.
AUGGCUGAUCAAAAUCUCCACUUCGAGACCCUUCAGCUUCAUGCUGGUCAUGAGCCUGACUCGUCCACCAAUUCCCGCGCAGUCCCUAUCUACGCCACAUCUUCCUACACUUUCAAUGACUCCGCCCACGGCGCGAGGCUCUUCGGCCUCAAGGAAUUCGGUAACAUUUACAGCCGCAUCAUGAACCCUACCGUCGACGUUUUCGAGAAGCGUAUUGCUGCUCUCGAGGGUGGUGUUGCUGCUGUUGCAGCUUCCUCCGGACAAGCCGCCCAGUUCAUGGCUAUUUCCGCGUUGGCGCAUGCUGGCGAUAACAUUGUCUCCACAAGCAACUUGUACGGUGGCACUUACAACCAGUUCAAGGUUCUUUUCCCGCGUCUGGGAAUUACUACUAAGUUUGUCAAUGGCGAUAAGCCCGAGGAUAUCGCUGCUGCCAUUGAUGAUCGGACUAAGGCUGUGUAUGUCGAGACGAUUGGUAACCCCCGCUACAAUGUGCCCGACUUCGAGGCCAUUGCAAAGGUUGCGCAUGAAAAGGGUGUUCCUCUCGUGGUUGACAACACCUUCGGUGCCGGCGGCUACUUCGCCCGCCCCAUCGACCACGGCGCUGACAUUGUCGUCGAAAGCGCAACCAAGUGGAUUGGCGGCCACGGCACUACCAUUGGCGGUGUAGUCAUCGACAGCGGCAAGUUCGACUGGGGCAAGAACGCCGCUCGCUUCCCUCAAUUCGUCGAACCCUCCGAGGGCUACCACGGACUCAAGUUCUGGGAGACCUUUGGCCCUAUCGCCUUCGCUAUCCGCGUUCGUGUCGAGAUUCUGCGUGACCUGGGCUCCGCCUUGAACCCCUUCGCAGCCCAACAGUUGAUUCUUGGUCUGGAGACGCUGAGUCUGCGCUGCGAGCGCCAUGCUACUAAUUCCCUUGCCCUAGCCAAGUGGCUUCAGAAGAAUGAGAAUGUCUCUUGGGUUUCAUAUCCCGGUCUUGAGGAUCACCCGUCGCACGCUACGGCGAAGAAGUAUCUGACUCGCGGAUUUGGUGGUGUCUUGUCCGUUGGUAUUAAGGGUGGUGCGGCGGCUGGAAGCCAGGUUGUUGAUGGCUUCAAGUUGAUUUCUAAUCUUGCCAAUGUUGGCGACUCCAAGACUCUGGCCAUUCACCCCUGGUCUACUACCCACGAGCAGCUGACUGACCAGGAGAAGCUUGAUUCGGGUGUGACCGAGGAUGCUAUUCGUAUCUCAGUCGGCACUGAGCACAUCGACGAUAUCAUUGCCGACUUUGAGCAGUCGUUCAACGCAUUGAAGGCUGCUUUGCCCGAUCGUACUGCGUAA